Molecule: messenger RNA, 2280 nt
Organism: Truncatella angustata
Lineage: Eukaryota; Fungi; Ascomycota; Sordariomycetes; Amphisphaeriales; Sporocadaceae
Product: mitochondrial distribution and morphology proteins-domain-containing protein
Exons: 2
Coding region: 1-2280 (759 amino acids)
Biological process (GO): mitochondrion inheritance
Cellular component (GO): mitochondrial inner membrane
Source: RefSeq, a predicted model, not a curated record
AUGUCUACAGCUAGAACGUCGCUUUUUGGGCGGCACGCUUGGCGAUCCCUUUACGACUCGCUCGACUUUCUCAGCACACGUGUGUCCUCGAGGUCUGCUCCCUCGAAUCACCUGGCACCGCAUCACUCGAGCACCACAUUCCGCCGCACUUCGACUCAUUCGUCUUGGGCCUUGCCGAAAUCCCCAAAGGUCUAUGGGUACAAUGUGCGAAGAAGCUUCGCUUCGGGCGGGCUUCUGCUCAUAGGCACCAAUCCCACCACUUCCGCCACGAGUACCGUGGUAUCCUCCUGUGCCGCCGCAGCCGACUCCGCCAUCCACGGGAGCGGGACUCACCAGGCGGAUUUAUUAAGACUAGCACGACAGGCGUGGACGAGAGAUGUGCACACGGGAAGAGGGAGGCGAAGACCCGGUACACAUUCAAGGCGGCCCAAGUCCACCAAGUCCUCCGCAGAAUCCACCAAGUCCGCGGCCGCAUCACAUGCCAGGCAAGACUCUGCAAAAGCUUCAGCAACACCGAACCCCGACGCCAAAGCUCGAGAAGCUAGACCGGAGGAGCAUCACAACUACAUAUCAAACUAUUUUCACCUCCCGAAUGUCCAUCUACCGCACCGGCCUACAAAAGAAGAGCUGCUGGCCGCCGCAAAUGGUUUCUGGUCACGCAUGAAGGUUCGGUUCAAGUGGUUUUCCAUUCGGAGUAUGAGACCAUGGAACACUGAUGAAUGGGGAGCUUUUCUGUCCUUCUUGUUCUUUGGCCAUCUAGCAUGGAUUCUUAUUGGUACGACGACAUUUGUGUCUGGACUUCUCCUCUUCGUCAACACCGUUUCUGCUCAAGAAUGGCUUGCCAAGGAAGUUGGUGACUAUCUAACUGAAUCUGCUGGUCUAACCGUCAUUUUCGAGUCUGCCAUCGUUCCAAGAUGGAAAGAUGGUGUUAUUUCUUUCCGAAAUGUCUUCGUCUCCCGAAGACCUGGGCAGACCAGAUCUUCAGUCAGCAAGGGUUCUCCCUCAAGUGCCGCUGCUGUAGCAGCUGCAGAGAAGGAAAAGAAGGAGUCGACGGAGGAAGAUGAUGGCAACUAUACCCAGUUCGAUGUGACACUAAGCACGGUCAACGUCACCCUGUCGUUCGCAAAAUGGUGGAAUGGCAAGGGACCACUAGAGGACGUUGAAAUCAAGGGUGUCCGAGGCGUCAUCGAUAGGACCCAUGUCCACUGGUCUGGUGACAACGUGGAUCCCCUAUCAUACCGGCAUGAACACAAUCCAGGUGACUUCGAGAUCGAAUCUUUCAAACUUGAAGAUCUGCUUGUCACGGUUCACCAACCAGGGGAUUUCCGCCCAUUUUCAGUAAGCAUUUACUCAUGCGAGCUUCCACAACUACGGAAGCAAUAUUUGUUCUAUGACCUCCUGUCCGCGAGCCAUAUGUCCGGGUCUUUUGACGGUUCGCUUUUCACCAUACAUCCCCGCCAAGUUCACGGAGUGGCAGCGGGUCAAGAAAGGGCUGCCAACGAUUUUGGUGAACCAGAUGCGUGGAAGAAAUUCAGCCGUUGCCGAAUUGAUGGUCUCAAGAUCGAUCACCUGAAUAAGGGUGAUCAAGGUCCCUUCGGAUGGAUAUACGAAGGCAACGUGGACAUUGUGGCCGACAUCGCAUUUCCGACAGACGACGACGAUAGUAUCACCAAAGUAGUGGCUGAGUUCUACGAUCGUCUCGAAGAAGCAGUCACUUCGAAUCGCUACUUACAGAUCCUGGACAGGAGUAAGCGCCGUUUGCAAGACGAGGGUGAGGAAUUCAUGCGAAGCGGCACGUUUGAGGAGGCCGCACAGAUACCGAUUGUCAACGAAGAAGAACCCGAAGCCUUGCCCGCACCACCAGGGCCUGAGAACGAUUCGCCAUCAGCAGUGCCAGCCGAGGGCGAACCGCCUCGAUAUCUGGUAAUGGACCUCCGCAUUCAUCUGAACGACGUCAAAGCUACUGUUCCUGUUUUCAACACACAAAUGGGCUACGUCAAUCAGGCUUUGGUACGCCCUAUCGUCGCAUAUAUCAACGCCAAGAAGACCUACAUUCCCAUCGGUUGCCGCAUUGUAAAGCGUGUGUCUGAUUUUGAUGGUGCUUGGUCCUUAUACGACUGUGGACUUAUGAAUGAUGUAUCCGCCGAGGUGUACGAUGCAUUCGCACGUGAUGUUGAGGACCAACAGAGUCGCACUAGGCGAAUGAAGAAGGUCGGCUUCUGGACGCUCAGUCUGGCGGCCCAUGCUCUGUUCAUGGGUAUGGCAGGUAGCGUUGUAUAA